This is a messenger RNA of Didymodactylos carnosus, 1290 nucleotides long. Lineage: Eukaryota; Metazoa; Rotifera; Eurotatoria; Philodinida; Philodinidae. The record is from the annotation of a GenBank genome assembly.
AUGCCUAUGUUAACCGAAAACGAUGAUGAAACGACUGAACAAAAGACCUCAGCGGAAGUAGCUGACUUUGCUAGCAAAAAAAGCGCUGAUGGCUGCACGAUCAAUGCCUGUUCUCCGUUAACUCCAGUAAUCAAUAGCCCUCAUCUUCGCACAAUCGAUGAAAUCGUGUCAGUGUUACAACCAUCGGUACCACUCUAUUGUAUUCGAUACAAAUAUAUAAAAUCUAUUUCUGCUCGAUUUGUAGCGACUUUUCCGGGAACAGUACUUUACGCCGUUAAGUGCAACUCUGAUGAACGAGUAUUGCAGGCUGUUUGGGAGGGUGGUGUACACCAUUUUGACUGUGCAUCGCCGAAAGAAAUCGAACUUAUCCAAAAUCUUUUUCCUGACGGAAUAAUUCAUUUCAUGAAUCCAAUAAAAAAUCGACAUGCAAUUCAUUCAGCGUAUUUCAAAUACGGCGUUCGUGAUUUCUCAGUUGAUACGAUUAAUGAACUUGAAAAAGUCAUCGAAGUAACCAAAGAUCAGAGGAGUCUUGGUAUAUGUGUUAGACUGAGUGUCCCGAACGGACAUGCUAUGUGCGACCUCUCGCGAAAAUUUGGUGCCAAUAUUCCAGAUGCAGUUAACAUACUUCGACGAGCGAGAUCUAUUGCCAAAUGUUUGGGUAUUUGUUUCCACGUAGGCUCACAAUGUUUAGACCCCGCUGCUUAUGAAUUAGCUCUGAUGAUGGUUAGAGGUGUUAUAAGUCAAGCAGAUGUCCGAAUAGACGUGAUUGAUGUAGGAGGAGGUUUUCCGAUCAGUUACCCAAACACAGUACCUCCACCGUUGAACUUGUAUUUUUCCGCUAUUGAGCGUGGUUUUCGAGCUCUGAAUUUGCCAGCAGAAACGGCUAUUUGGUGUGAGCCGGGAAGAGCGUUGGUGGCAGCAGCCUGUUCUCUAAUCGUUAGUGUAACAGCUAGGCGAGAUAAUAUACUACAUAUUAAUGAUGGUAUUUUCGGUAAUCUCCAUGACGCUGGACCAAUGAACUGGCAAUUUCCUGUGCGCCGUAUCUAUUUCGAUAGUUCAAUUUCAAGCUACACUGUGGAGAAUUUUAGUUUUUAUGGUCCUGCUUGUGACGAUGCUGACUUUAUGCAAGGGCCGUUUUUCUUGCCAGAUGAUAUUGAAGAGGGAGAUUUCAUCGAGAUCGGCCAGAUCGGAGCUUAUACUUCAGCUUUGAGAACAAGCUUUAAUGGUUACGGUGAAACGUUGGUUGCGGUAGUGUCCGAUGAGCCAAUGAUUAAAACACUCGACCAUUAA